Messenger RNA from Polistes canadensis, 2036 nucleotides. RefSeq lists its product as uncharacterized. The transcript has 9 exons. The coding region runs from base 1 to 1110 and encodes 369 amino acids. The record is from RefSeq and is a predicted model, not a curated record. Lineage: Eukaryota; Metazoa; Arthropoda; Insecta; Hymenoptera; Vespidae.
AUGGGAUUGCAUUUAAGUCAUAAAGUCUACGUUGUAACUAGCGCAUACGAAUCGUUUAUAGUGUUAUUAAAUAAAGAAAGCAUCUCUAGGUUAGACGAAAAUGUUUAUUGCCGUGAAAAGGAUAGAUUGAUUACCUCCGAAGAUAGUGAUGAAUACUUUCUUGCGAGUGUUGAAAUUAAUGCGAUGGUAAAGUUACUGUGCCGAUAUUGUAAUGAUAAUGAAGAAAUACAACCAAAAAUAUGGUAUUAUCAAGAUCGGUUACAAACUUUACCAAAAAGAGAAGUAGAGAUAGGGAUGGACAACAAUGUAUCGUAUAAUAGAAUUUAUGUGACAUUAGAUCUUUCAUUAGUUAUAAAGAAUAUUGAGAAAACAGAUGCCGGAAUUUAUCGAUGUCAUGGACAAGAAGGUCAAGACGAAGAAUACAAAUUUAAUUAUAGAAUAGAGCCAAUACUUAAAGAUCAAAGAGAUACUUUUAUCGAAACAGGCAACAUUACCAAAUGGGAAGAAUAUCGUGUGAUAAAUUUAUUAUCUGUGACUACGCGCUUUGCUGUAUCUAAAAUGCUUAAUCUUGUAUAUUUACGACAGCAAGGCAUCAUUCUAGAAGUAAUUUCUGAAUGGGGACCUUGGGGUCAAUGCGAAAAAUGUAUACAUAAUGUGGGAAUUAGAACCCGUAGAGGAUAUUGUAGAUUGAAGCGUCAAUUUGAUAAAACCGUUAUAUUGGAUCAUACAACUCAAAUCGUAAGGUUUUUUAAUAAAACCCCUAUGCUUCCUUGCAAAUCUAUACUUCUUCAAGAAGAUUUUCCUAUUGUCAGCAGUGCUGUUAGAUAUUUGCCUGAAUUUGUUUUGGAGGAGACAUGUAAGAAUUGUACUAAAGAAAAGAAAAAGAAAAAGGGAAAAAAAUUUAAAUAUAGAAAACAAUAUGUGUUCUCAGAGGGUGCUCAUUUUGCUAUUUCUUGUCCAGAGUAUGUUACAGUUUUGUUUUAUAUACUCAUACGGACCUCAUUACAAGACUACUUAUGGGCUGUAAAAGAGUCAUUUAUAAAAAUUACAAAUUUCCUAUAUUACUACAAUGGAUUUAAAUUUAUUAUUUAUGAAUGUUCGAUAUCAUAAGCGAGUUUUUUUUGGUAAUAUAUGGCACCUCGUGUGUACACAGAGAAAUUUUUUUAUUUAAGAUUAUUGUCAGUUUUAUAAUGAAACUUGAUUAUCAAAUUUUAAAGGAAUCUAUGGCGAAGGAAGUGUUAAUAUGUUAUUUUAACAAAAUAAGAAAAAUAAUUUUACAACUUAUAGAAUUAUAGCGAGGUCCGGUGGUAUUCAAAAACAAUAAUUUGUUUUAAUUGAUAAAUGUAGAUCAGACCAGCAAUCUAAUAUAAUCUGGAAAAAGGAUUUGAUUGUUUUAAAGCAAGGCGUUAGUAGAUCUUUUCGCAAAACGGAUCUCGAAGUUCGAAUGAUGGUUGAUACAUUUUCAACGCUCUACAUAAUUGGUGUUAUUUUCUUUCCAAAAACAUAUACUUUAAUUUAUAAAUCAUUUAAUAUGCACUAAUAAUUAUAUACAAUAGAUAUUACAAAAGAAGAAGAAGGUAAUUAUACGUGUUACGUCGAUAACGUCAAUAUGAUGCAAAUGAAGAUCAUUGUUGUCUCUAAAUCGAAAUUUUGGACAUUAGGUAGAAUAAUGAUAUUCUUUCUUAUAACUUUCAUUUAAUAAUUUGUCUUGUUAUUUGCAUCGUUAUAGCUCUUUUGCGUCACAUGGGCUAUCUUGGAUUUAUAUUAUUAUUAACUUCAUUUUGUUAUUGUACCGGAUUGAUAAUAACAUGCAAACGAAAGGAUACCUUCAAAGUGGUAUAUCCAGAAAAGAAUGAUGCACGUAAAAAGGAAGAACGUUAUUGGAAGGAAAACAAGAAUAAAGAAAACGUGCCUAUAAUAUCCGAUGUGGACACUUCGUCAUAAAAGAUGGUCGAGAAAGCAUUCACCGUGGGCCAUUUUUUCUUUUUUUGCAAAACAUUUUGGGAGCUAAAAAAGGGUAGAUAAUGAAAAAAUGU